AUGGUAAAUAAAAAAGGAGCGCUCGAGUUUUGGAACUCAAAGCUACAAGCAGCUGAACCAUGCAUCCUAACACUGUCAACCCGAUCUACGGCUGCACCAAGCUCGUCGACAAUCGAGGCGGUGACAAUCGACUUGAAAGAGAUAGGGAAUUUACGGAGCGAAUAUUUCAAUGCCUUCAAUGUCUCAACGUCAGCUAUUCUCAUGACAGCAUGGGGGAUGGUCCUACGCACAUAUACGGACUCGGAUGAGCUUUGCUUUGGCCAUGCAUUCACAACACGACAGAAACCAGCGAAUGGUCAUGAUGCCCUCAACAGGCCUCAGGUUAAUAUAUUGCCUUUCUUUCUUCAGUUUGAAGGAGAAGCAACCGUACUAGAGACUGUUCGAAAAGCGCAGUUGGACUUGAACGAUGCGCAGUCAAAUCAAGACGUUUCUUUGGCCGAGACUUGCAGCCACAUGGGCAUGGAAACUAAUGCAUUGUUCAACACAUGUAUGCUCUUUUCUUCAGAUGAACAAACUCCGCCGGACGCAGCACCCGACAUCUCUGCCCAAGAAGUCACCUUGAUGGAAGGCUGCCCGCAGUAUGAUAUCAUUAUUCACGUACCGUCUUCAAACCAAUGCAUUUUGUUGUAUCAGAGCCAAUAUUUGUCAAAUGAUCAAGCUGUCCAUAUUGCGGGCGCACUGAGAGUUGCACUCACAUCCAUUAUCGAUUCGCCGCAUUUGGCUAUGGAAAAAGUUGAAAUUUUCAGCCCAGUCGAUGAAAGGAAAAUAUCGCAAUGGAAUAAAACGGCACCCGUGGCAUCAGAAUCUUGCCUCCAUGAUCUCAUCAACCAGCAAUGUGAUUUACAUCCGGAUUCGCUUGCCGUUGUUGCCUGGGAUGGUUCCUUCACAUACGGGGAGCUCGAUCGCCUUUCGAAUAUUCUUGCGCAAAAACUUUGCCUCGAAGGCAUAGGACCAGACGUUUUCGUUGCCAUAUGCGCCGAUCGAUGCAAGUGGAUUCCGGUUGCUAUGCUAGGAAUCAUCAAAGCUGGCGGUGCUUUUUGUGCUCUUGAUCCGUCACACCCCCCAAGCCGUUUGAAGGAGAUGUGCAAGGCCUUGGGAUCGAGCAUGGUAAUAACAACUGUGGAUGAUGCCAUGAGGGCCGAUCAACUGGCGUUAACCACUAUCGUCCUCGGGGAUGAUUUAAUGACCGAGCCGAAUGGCACAAAGUUCAGCCCAGAACGACCAUCAUCAUCUAAAACGCGGCCGAGCCAUGCACUUUACUCUGUGUUUACAUCAGGCUCUUCAGGAAACCCAAAGGGAGUUGUCAUCGAACAUCGCUCAUUCGCUUCGACUGCACUAGCAUCGUUGAAGCCUCUCGAUAUUCGACCAGAAGACCGUAUACUCCAUUUCGCCUCCUAUGCAUUCGAUCUUAGCGUUUUUGAAGUCCUCACAGCCCUUACCGCCGGGGCAUCGGUAGCUAUUCCGUCAGAAAAGGCCCGCAUGGAAUUUUUACCUCGAGCCGCAACAGAGCUUGAGGCUACUUGGACAUUUCUCACACCCACGGUAGCGCGUAUGUAUCAGCCUAGCGAUUUCCCUACCUUGAGAACAAUAUCGCUCGGUGGCGAGCUCGUUCAGACAUCGGACAUCGAAUUGUGGGCAUCAAAGAAUCUCAUUACCGGCUAUAACCCUGCCGAAUGCUGUCCUCUCGGUAUUUCCGGCCCAGCUAACCUCUCCGAGGCUAACUUCCUAGGAUGGCCAUUUGUUUCGCAUGCGGCUUGGGUCGCGGAUACUCGAGAUUUUCAAAAGCUGGUGCCCGUGGGUGCCAUCGGCGAGCUUGUUAUCGAGGGACCGGCUGUGGCACGCUGCUAUCUACACGACAAGAAAAAUACUCUGCCCGAUUCGCCGUUUAUCAUUUCCCCUCCGCGGUGGUUGACUCGUUUCCGCGGCGAGGCAUCGCCAGAUGCCCGCCUGUAUCGAACGGGAGAUUUAGUACGUUAUGGUUCUAAUGGCGCCGUGCACUACAUUGGACGCAAAGACUUCCAGAUAAAGAUUAGGGGACAGAGGGUAGAGCUGGGAGAAGUUGAAUCUCAACUACGCACAGCUUUCUCUGCUGGAAAUCAUCGCGUGGCCGUUGAAGCGGUGAAACUUUCCGGCUGGACCACUCUCGUCGCAUUCAUAUCCAUGAAUUCAUCAGAUUCUGUCACAAAUCGGGAUCCUGCGCCAACUGUACGCUUGCAAGAUAUUACACAGGAAUUAGAAAUCUACGUCGAAGGCGUAGCAACCAAACUACGGGGUAUUCUGCCUGCUUCUAUGAUUCCAGCUCCUUUCUUGCCUGUUACUCACAUACCGGUUUCGAAAAGCGGAAAAGUCGAUCGCAAGCAAUUGAGAGCCUUGGCGUCUUCAUUAUCUCCGGAGGUCCUAUUUCGCUCCAAGGGUGAGUCGACAAGUGGGAAUUUACCAGAGACAGACGACGAGCGUCGCUUGCAAGCCCUCUUUGCACAGGUAUUGGGCAUAUCGCCUAGCAAUAUCACUGCAGAUAGCGACUUCUUUCGCUUGGGCGGCGAUUCCGUGCAGGCGAUGAAGCUCUUGGCGCUGGUUUCCCAGGAAGAGGUCUUUGAUCUUACAUACAGCGAUAUUUUCCAACACCCCAGACUGAGAGAUAUGCUCAACGCAUCUAGAUCAAGAUCUCGUUUCAUAGACAACGAUGACGAAACAGGUUCUACCGACUCCGGCCUUCCUCCGUUUUGCCUUGUCAAAGACGCCAGCUCACUUAUCGAUAUCGCGAGUGAUCAGUGUGGUAUAAAUAAAGGAAACAUUGAAGACAUAUAUCCCUGCACCCCGACACAGGCGAAUCUCUUAGCCUCAGCUGCUCUAGAUGGAGAUCCGUGUGUGUCAAUUCGAUCAUUCAAGUUGCAACACGAUAUUGAUAAAGCCCGCGUCAAACAGGCAUGGAGUAUCACCAGUCAAGGUCAUUCAAUCCUUCGAACGCGCAUCAUUCAGAGCAAGACUGGAGCCUUUUUUCAAGUCGUUGUAAGAGAAGAUAUCUGCUGGUCGGAAUAUACAGAUGGCGAUGACCCAAAUUCCCGAUUCCGCCCAUCUUUUGCCUUGGGAAGCCCGUCAGUCCAGCUCUGCUUUAUGAAAGGGCGGCUAUACGUUGCUAUCCACCACGCACUUUACGAUGCUUGGUCAUUGUCACAGCUGCUAAAUGAAGUUGAUGAGGCCUAUCGUCAGCUCUCAGUACGGCAGCUGCCUCCGCUGAAUCGCUAUGUGAAGCAUGUAGCAGAAUCGUUAGACUCUGAGGCUUCAUUUUGGAAAGCAGAGUUGGAAGAUGCUGAUCCCGCACAUUUUCCUGAGCUGCCCUCGAACAAAGCCGAUCUGGAAACAAUAUCAACACCGACGAAAUCGAUCGGUACUACCAUGCCCAUCGAUUCAGAACGCAAGAGCAACGUGGAAUACGAGCUGCAGUUAGCAUGGGCUAUUACUUGCUACGGUUACACCAAGAAUGAAGACGUAAUAUUCGGAGUUGUUUCCUCUGGCAGAAAUAUACCCCUCGACGGCGUAGACAAGAUGCUCGGUCCCAUCUUUGCCAUCACGCCACUUCGAGUGCCCAUCGAUCCAGCUCAGGAGGUGGCAGAAGCCAUAGAAGAGCUGCAGUACCGGUCAGAGGAACAGGCAGCGUAUACUCACCUUGGUUUACACCGAAUCAGUCAACUCGGACAAACGGCUGCAGCAGCUUGCCGGUUCCAGACGUUGCUCGUUGUUGAGCCUAAUGAGUCGGAGAUUCAAGGGACAUGGUUUUGCGAUCAUGAGAUCAUCUACGAUUCUAUCGAGCCUAGGCAUCAUUCAUUGACGUUGAAAUGCCUAGUCAAGCCUAGAUUCGUAGAUGUGACGGCAAUUUUCCACCAGUCAAUCUUGCCUGACACCCAGAAGCAAGACAUCUUGCUGCGGUUCCAACACAUAUUCCGGCAAAUUCAUACGUCUGACGCCCCGGACUCUACCAUAAUGGAUAUUGACACGGAAAACCCGCAAAAUUUGGGCGGCAUUCAACAUUCGAGCCUGUUUGUGAAAAACGUUGGCAGUGACUACACAACAGCCAAUCAGCUGCAUAACAGAGAUAUUUUCUUAUGCAACUCGCCCAAGAGCCAAAUUGAUCAUAGCCAACAUAUGAUUGAUCAUGCUCUGGAAGAAGUAGCUCAAGCUCAAAACUCGUCGGCUCGAACCUGCAGAAGAUUGGAAAGCCAGCAGCUUGCUCAGGCAUCAGAAGCAGUAAACCUCGUGGCUGAGAUAGAUCGAUACGAUCGCACCAUAGCAAUUGCGCAGCAGGAAGAACUUACUAGUCCUAAAAGAAGCUCACGAACCGACGACCUGUCUUUCAAGCUGCAAGCCGGCAUGUCAAUUACGGUAUUUCUAACCGGCUCCAACGGCUUUAUCGGAACAGAGGUGCUUCGCCAACUUCUUGGGAAUCACAAUAUUCGCCGCGUCAUCGCCCUGGUGCGCGGUAGCUCAGCGCAGGAAGCGAGAAGCCGCACAAUCGAUUCAGCAAAAAAGGCACUAUGGUGGACGGACGGCCAUGGUGAAAAGCUUGACGUGUGGCCUGGCGACCUAUCACUGUCGCACUUGGGGCUUGAUUCUGAGCACUGGAGCAUCCUGGAAGACGGCAUGACAGUCGACGCAGUCAUUCACAACGGAGCUUCAGUGCACUGGCUCAAGAGCUACGCGGCUUUGGAAGGAACUAACGUCCGGUCGACGGCAGAAUUGCUGCGUCUUGCGGUAAAGGCGCCCCAUGUGAGAUUUACAUAUGUCUCGAGCGGCAGGUACCAGGACCCCGUGGAGGAAGUUGAGGAACAAGUGGCGAUACAGUUUGCUGCAGGGGGCAUCCCGUACAGCCAGACCAAGUUUGUCGCCGAGUCUCUGGUCAGGCGCGCGGCAGCACGCAUCCCGUCUGGACUUUCGAAUCUCGCAGUUGCUAGCUUGGGGCUUGUGAUUGGCACGCCGACCGAGGGCGUUGUCAACUCGGAUGAUUACAUCUGGCGACUGGUUGCGGCGUGUAUCAAGGCAGGUGUGUGCAAUGCCGAUGAACUGGAUAAGUGGUUUCCGGUCUCUGAUGUGGCACGUACGGCGAGUAUCAUAGUUGAUACGGUGUUGGAGCCUGUGACAACAUCUGCUCCUGUGAAACAAGUCACUGGUGGAAUUACGUGGCGGGAGAUUUGGGAUAUUGUCACGGAAAUGGGUUAUACUAUCGAAAGUAGGCCUGCCAUGGAUUGGAUAAGGGCUGUUCGUCAGGACAUUGAAGUUGAGAGAGAGCAUCACCCUCUUUGGACGCUGGCGCAAAUGAUUGAAGGGAGCAUCGACAACAAAGAGCCCAUGUGGGCAGCAAGUUGGCGCGGAAACGAAGCUGCAUCCGUGAGGUUAAAGGGGGCUGUAAAACGCAGCAUUCAGUUCCUGGGUGAGAUUGGUUUCAUCCCAAAGUCUGGUCUCGAGGCCGAAGAGCAAUUACAUAAAAUACAUAGAGUCGCGCGCUCGCUUGGAAAGAAGGCACUGAUUGGCCUUCAAGUGAAUUGUCUUCCUCGGCCAGAGAUUCUGUAA
Metarhizium robertsii ARSEF 23 is the source of this 5565-nucleotide messenger RNA. RefSeq names its product lysergyl peptide synthetase subunit 3 LPS3. The record is from RefSeq and is a predicted model, not a curated record. Gene Ontology annotation, biological process: secondary metabolite biosynthetic process; amino acid activation for nonribosomal peptide biosynthetic process. Bases 1 to 5565 code for a protein of 1854 amino acids. Gene Ontology annotation, cellular component: cytoplasm. Gene Ontology annotation, molecular function: phosphopantetheine binding; catalytic activity. The transcript is spliced from 3 exons. Lineage: Eukaryota; Fungi; Ascomycota; Sordariomycetes; Hypocreales; Clavicipitaceae.